Molecule: messenger RNA, 1593 nt
Organism: Leptidea sinapis
Lineage: Eukaryota; Metazoa; Arthropoda; Insecta; Lepidoptera; Pieridae
Product: cytochrome P450 6B2-like
Exons: 2
Coding region: 26-1552 (508 amino acids)
Molecular function (GO): iron ion binding; heme binding; monooxygenase activity
Source: RefSeq, a predicted model, not a curated record
GCGUCGUGCCGUUCGCGCUAACAUCAUGUUAAUAUUCAUUAUAAUAUUAUUAAUUUGCGUUUUUCUCAUAUACGCCACACGAAAUCACCGUUACUGGAGUCAACGAAACGUGAAACAUGAGUUCCCAGUGCCUCUGUUUGGAAAUCAUUUCGAUAAUUUAUUCGGAUACAGAAGUAUAACACAAAUUGCGAAUGAUCUAUACAACAAGUAUCCAGAGGAGAAAGUCGUUGGCUAUUAUCGAGGAAGGACACCUGAAUUGAUCGUUCGAGACCUUGAUAUCGCCAGACAUAUACUCAAUGUGGAUUUUGGAUACUUCUAUCAACGUGGUCUAGGAAGAGAUACCGAUGUCGAAACAUUAAUGAAAAAUUUAUUUCACGCGGAGGGUGAUUUAUGGAAGCUUUUGAGACAGAGGCUAACUCCUGCUUUUACAACAGCUAAACUGAAAUCAAUGUUUCCAUUAAUUGUUAAUUGUGCUGAAAAGUUACAUCUGGCAGGUGAUAAAAUCGUUGAAUCUGGUGGUGAGUGUGAUAUAAGAGAACUUAUGGCACGGUUCACAACUGAUUUCAUAGGUGCAUGUGGUUUUGGUAUCGAAAUGGAUAGUAUAAAUAAUGAAAAUUCAACGUUUAGAGCAUUAGGGGCUAAAAUGUUUUCGAGAUCAUAUCGUGAUAUUAUUUUGUUUGGCUUGUGGGAAACUAUACCUGAGAUAAGAAAAAUGAUAUACGUACAAGACGCAAGGAUAAAGAAAGUUAUCACAGAUAUUGUGACCACGAUAUUUGAACAGAGAAACUAUAAACCCAUCGGAAGGCAUGAUUUUAUUGAUUUGUUGCUGGAGUUGGCAGAUAAAGGAAUAACUGGAGAAUCAAUAGAGAAAUUUGAUGAUGAUGGCAAUCCAAAACUUGUAGAAGUUUCUAUGGAUCUGGAUGUACUUGUAGCGCAAGUAUUUGUUUUCUUUGGUGCUGGAUUUGAAACAUCAUCAUCGGCUUCUAGCUUUACACUUUAUAAACUAGCACUCAACCCUGAUAUACAAAUUAAAAUUCAGGGCGAAAUAGAUCAGGUCCUUUCAAAAUAUAAUAAUAAAUUAUGCUAUGAUGCUGUUGCCGAGUUAAAAUACUUAGACAUGGCUUUCAAGGAAGCCAUGAGACUGUUUCCGUCUUUAGGAGUACUUCAACGACAAUGCACUAGGAGAUACAAUAUACCACAGUUGGGUAUAACAAUAGACCCCGGAGUAAAAAUAAUUAUUCCAAUCGAAGCCAUUCAGACUGAUGGGAAAUAUUAUGACAAUCCAAAAGAAUUUAAGCCAGAGAGAUUUUUAAAUGAUAAAUUAAAAGGGCCAAAGUACACUUAUUUGCCAUUUGGAGAAGGACCUAGGGCUUGCAUUGGUGCUCGACUUGGCCACAUGCAGUCGCUGGCAGGCCUAGCAGCUUUGUUACAAAGAUUCACUGUGGUCCCAUCCUCACUAACGCCAACUGAAUUGCCUGUCAACCCCUGGAUGAACGUCGUACAAUCAGUAAAGGGGGGUGUACCUGUUAAACUUAAAUUACGCACACAUUGAAUAUCUCUUUAACUUUUAAAUAAUAAACCGCAAUGCAAUAA